Messenger RNA from Cuscuta campestris, 5244 nucleotides. Lineage: Eukaryota; Viridiplantae; Streptophyta; Magnoliopsida; Solanales; Convolvulaceae. The record is from the annotation of a GenBank genome assembly.
CUCACCACUUCGGGACCACCAAUUGGUAUCAGAGCAUACUUCUCACUAUCUACUUUUAGAUUAACGAGAAGCGAUCAUAAUGGUGAACAAUAUGGAUCACGGUUUGCCCAAGUUUUCUCUUCUAGGUUAUGAUGAUUGGAAGAUCAUGAUGGAAGCACAUCUCUACGCUCUACAUGAUUGCAUGUGGAUGGUGCUUGAGGAUGGACCCUUGAAAAUCCAAAUGAAGAACCCUGAGAGGAAUCCAGCUGCUCCAGACGUAGUCCAGUACAUUCCAAAGCCCAAGGAAAAAUGGGAUGAUAGAGAUUGCAAAAAGCACAAUCUGGACAACGUCGCCAAAGCAGCCAUCUUCAAGACACUUGAUCCCAUCACCUUCUCCAAGAUUAAGCAUCUCAAGACUGCCAUGGAGAUUUGGCAAGGUCUUGGGAAGCUAUGUGAGGGAUCAGAGGACCUGAGAAAGCAGAAGAUAGAAGUCCUGCUUGAGAAGUUCAAAAGCUUCAAAAUGCUUUCCGGAGAAUCAUUUGAUAUGUUGGAUGAAAGAUUCCACAAGAUAUUAAAUGAUCUUGCUUCACUUAACCACAUUCUUUCUCCCAAAGAAAAGAAUGUAAGGUUGUUGAGAUCACUCCCAACUGAGUGGUACACCAAAGCCAUAGCCAUGGAGAAAGGAAGAAACCUGGAGAACUACACUGUUCAAGGUCUCCUUGAUGCGCUCAGAACCUAUGAGCACGAGCUGAAGAAGAAGAAGAAGGAAGAACAAGUCACUCCCUUCCCCACGGCAUUGACGACAACUCCAAGAAUCCCAUCAAGUGAAGGGACAUGCACAAGAAACUGUGACACACCUUCCUCCAACCAGCCGUCAAGCUCAAAAAUGGAGAACUACGAUGAGGAAUUUGCCAUGAUGGUCAAACAAUUCCGGAAGUUCAAGAAGUUCUUCAAGAAGGCUGAUUCAAUCAGAAGGCCAUCCAAGGGAAAGCCACAGGUAAGUGACUCCCCUCCUGAGUCUUAUUUAUGCUAUAACUGCAGGAAGCCUGGCCACUGGAAGUCAGCAUGCCCGUACCCAAAGGUGGAGAAGUACGGAGAAAGAGAAAGGAACGAGAAGAAAAAGAAAGCAAUGGUUGCUACUGAAAGUGACGAGUCAUCCAGCUCAAGCUCAGAUGAAGAAGCCCUCGUCUGCAUGGAACGCAGAGUUGAGAAGUCCAACCAUGAGGAUAGGUGGACUAUGUCAGAAGAUGACACUCUCUGCCUAAUGGCCAAAGAUGAUGCUGAUCAAGAGGUAACCUCACAAACCUCCUGCUCAUCUUCUUAUAGCAUACCAACUUCAGAAAAUAUUUUUGACCAGUUCAAAAAGAUGAUGAAUGACUUUGAGGAGAUAAAUCUCAAACACUCAUCCUUAACAGAAGAGAACAAACUAUUGAGUGAAGAGAAUCUCAAGUUGACUGAAAGUCGGAAAAGUCAACUGAAUGAGAUCACUCAACUCAAGACUGAAAAUGAAUCUCUCUCUGAAAAGGUGAAAUCCCUUAACAAAGAGCUAGGGAUACUUAAGUCCCAAGAAGCAGUGAACAAGCUUCUUGAAACGACCAAACAAAAGGGUCGCAAAGGACUUGGGUUUGACCCCUCUAGUUCCAAAGGGAAAGGGAAAACAACUUUCAUCCCUCCUAAACCUACUGUCAGAUCAAAUAAGCAGAAAGGGAAGGAAAAGGAGAAACCAACAGAAGUUCCCAAAAAGGUAGUCCCUCCUAUGAACUAUAGGAAGCUGGACAGACCACAAAAAGGAAACAAUUUCAGAAGAAAACCUUCUAACCCCCAAUAUACACGAGGCUAUACUCAUUAUGGGGUAGACAGGAGUUUUCCGAGAAAUUCUGAGUGGAGAACUAUGCAGAGAUAUAGUCAUCCUCCAUCUCAGAAACUAUUUGUGCCACCUAAGUAUGCUUAUAACCGACACAGGUUACUCCUUGGAUUCUGCAAGGACAUGGCAUCUCUCAAGAACAUCUCCACAAAUGAAGUCAUUCUCACUGGGAAGAGAAUCAGGAACAUCUAUCAAGUGAUAUGGAACGAUGUCAAGGAAGCAUGUUUAAUCAGCAAAGGUGACACUAACCUUCUAUGGCUUUGGCAUAAGAGGUUGAGUCAUCUAAACUUCAAAACUCUCAACAAGCUAUCUAAAGAAGGGUUAGUAGAAGGCCUUCCCAAAGCUGUAUUCAGGAAGGAAAGCAUUUGUGAUGAUUGCCAGAAAGGAAAGCAAAGAAGUGAAGGGACUCUCAUCAACCAAGCCAAGUACACAAGGGAUCUUAUCAAGAAAUUCAAAGUUGACCAGAAGUCAUCCGUUUCUGUCCCCAUGAGUACAUCCACCAAGCUUGAUAUGGAUGUAGAUGGAAAGGAAGUAGAUCAAACUCUCUACAGAGGAAUUGUUGGAUCUCUACUCUACCUUACUGCAAGCCGUCCGGAUAUCUCAUAUGCAGUAGGUGUUUGUGCCAGAUUCGAGUCAAAGCCAAAGGAAAGUCAUUUGAUAGCAGCUAAAAGAAUUCUUAGAUACCUCAAAGGAACUCAGAACAUGGGUUUGUGGUAUGCUAAGAGCAAUUCAUUUGAGUUAGUGGGAUACUCAGAUUCUGACUUUGCCGGAUGCAAAGUUGACCGGAAAAGUACAUCUGAUCUUCUCACUCAAAUUUCUGAGAAAAUGAAGAUUGUUGGCGCUAAUAUCCAUUUCCAGAAGUUGGAAGCCAAGUGCUCCUCACCAACGUUCUAUCAAUCCUAUCUGGAGAUGAUUGCUGCUCAAGAGCUCUCCGAAUUCCUUCAUAAGGAGAUUCGAUUCAAGUAUGAGAACGAAGUUCUUGAAUUCUACAAGAAUGGAAAGAAGAAAUUGGGAGAAAAGCUUCACCUUCCCAAUUCUGGAGUUGAAAUUGGGAGACUUCCAGCCAAGAAUCUGGAUUGGAACAUUAUUGGAAUUUCUGGGCAAGCUCCCUCUGGCCCAGCGAAGAAAACUAAUCUGAACAACGACUACAAGCUAGUCCUUGAACUGGUCAUCGCAUGCCUCGAAUGUGGAAGUGGAGGACAUGCUGAUGACAUCACCCAAGAGAGGGCCUUCAUCAUCAAUGCCCUCAUUACCAAGUCUAAGUCCUUGGGUGCUGCUUCUGAAGGAAAGAAGUAUAAAGCCAGAUAUUGGCUAUACUAUCUGUCUUCCAAAGGGGAAAACAGAGCUGGUGCUAGCACAACUGUAGAGGAAAGCUCUUCAGACAAUGUCCUUAUCAUGAGUCUGAACAAGUCAGUAAAGAGGAAGCAAGUGGUGUCUCCCUCUCCCAGUGCUGAAGCACCACAAAACCUUGCUCCAAUUAAUCUUGAAGAAGAAGAAGAAUUCUCUGCCCAAGGAGAACUACAAAGGAAAAAGAAGAGGAAAAUCACCUCUCCCUCAACAUCUGGAUAUGUCAAUCCGGAUGAGUUGAAGGAGAAGGAAACAACUGAGGAAACCUCUGCCCACAACCGGAGUCCUCAACAACUUGAAGAAGAAAUUCCUCAAGUUCAGAAUUCUCCAACUUCCUCACAACCUCAAAUUGAUGACGCUGAGAAUCAAUUCUGGCAGCUCUACUCUUACUGGAGAGCUUGGAAAGUUGGAAAUUCAGCAGAACAGUUGUUGAGUUGGGACCAGCAACUGAAGAAUGAGAAGAUCAUCAAGAAAUGCUUAGGUCUGCCAGUCAACUAUUGCUGUGAGCAAAUCCUGGAUGUUGACUGGGUAUGGCAAAGGAACUAUGAAGAUUUGCAUCUAGAACACAUGGUCACCUCACCAAUUUCAGAAUUCGAAGUGGAUGAUGAGGAUCCUGCAGUAUACAAACCAGUCCUCUCAAAAACCACAGAAGACCAAGUGGUUCUCACUUCUGAAGCACAGGCUAACUUGGUAACAACAGCUGAGGAUUUCCAAAUAUUUCCGGAAACCUCAUCUGCCUUUGAAACUGCUCUACCUGAAGCUGCAAUUUCUACUCCACAAAAACAGAACCAGGAAGGAUCAAAUGAAGAACUCCAGCAACUUCUCCAUUCUGAAGCUUUAGAGAUUCUCACAAAUCCUUGUGAGAUCACCAAUCCUACUAAAACUGAGAUCCCAGAGAAAUCAGCAGAAAAUCUGGAGAUGUCCAAAACUCCAGAAACAAAUGAAGCUCAAGAAGAGCAAGCUGUAGAAGCCCAGAGAAGUUCUGCAGAAGCUGAGAAGGAAACUCAAAUGGCAGAACUGGAGGCCUCCGAAUCUCCAGUAGCCAUUUUUGAAGAACAGAAUGAAGCUGAAGAAAGAGACUCCCUCUCUAGGGAUAUAUCAAAUUUUACACUUGGGGAAGCAGAAGAAGAAUCUGAAAGGACUCUGAAGAUCAAUGAUGAAGAAGAUGUACAAGAUGAUGCUGAAUCUCUUCCUAUGCAACUCUUCCAAAGAACACCCUCUUCUAAUCAGGUAACCAACUUCCAUUUUCAUAGCUCUCCCAUUCCUACUCUUCCGGAUGAGGUACCAGAAAUCUGGACAAAGAAGGUCCAAGGGCUGAUUGAAUCAGCUCUAGCAUCUCAACAUGCCUCCUUUAGGCAAGAGAUAGAGCAGAUGGAAGCCAGGCACAACAAACUGACUGAGAAAUCCGAAGAGACACACUGCUCCAAUCUCAGAGAGAUAAGCAAAUCAGUGGAUAAAACUCUAGAGAUCUUAUCUCUAUUGAGUAACACUGUGAGCAACACGAUGGAGACAUAUGCAUCUGACAGUUAUCUUCAACUCAAGGAGGUUAACAAAAUCAGAGAGCAAAUAGCAAAUGUCACAAGAAGCAAUCCGGAAAACUCAACACAACGCUUAUCCAGCUCAGGAUUGGAUGGAACAGAGGCUGUAGGAACAAUUGCUGCUCACUUCUCAAAUGAAAAUCAAACAGAGGAGAGACGUAACAACAUAAGGCGCAUCAAAGAACUAUGUGGAAACAUGCAAGGCAUCAGGGAGAUUGCCGAAUCUUCAAAGCACAAGAAGCACUGAAGGCUUUUUUCAUCAAACCAGGGGGAAAAGUAUGUGAAAACAUUAAUUUGCUUCGAUGAAAACACCUUCUUCUUUAAACAUUGCUUUAUUUGUUUAAACAUUGCCUUAAUAUUUCUCUUAAAUAUGCUUACUAUGCUUGAUUAUACCUAAUUCAAGUAUGAUUUUGAGAUUUAUCCCUAGCGCAUACAUUUAGGGGGAAUGUAAUUCAGGGGGAACUUAACUAGUUUUUGGCUAACAAUUGUUUUUGGCAAUGAAUUAUUGAUGAGCUC